Messenger RNA from Kluyveromyces lactis, 1230 nucleotides. RefSeq lists its product as uncharacterized. Gene Ontology annotation, molecular function: ATP hydrolysis activity; GTP binding. The record is from RefSeq and is a predicted model, not a curated record. The transcript has a single exon. The coding region runs from base 1 to 1230 and encodes 409 amino acids. Lineage: Eukaryota; Fungi; Ascomycota; Saccharomycetes; Saccharomycetales; Saccharomycetaceae. Gene Ontology annotation, cellular component: cytoplasm.
AUGCCUCGUGAUCCGUUGAUCGGUAUUGUUGGAAAGCCAUCUAGUGGUAAAUCUACCACUCUCAAUUCUUUGACUGAUGCUUCUGCGCAAGUCGGAGCAUUCCCCUUUACUACAAUUGAACCGAAUAGAGCUACUGGAUACUUGCAAGUGAACUGUGCCUGCAGUAGGGUAGGGUUGCAAAAGUUGUGUAAACCGAAUUAUGGAUGGUGUGAGAACGGUCUUAGACACAUUCCUAUCAUGCUCUUGGAUGUGGCAGGGCUUGUGCCAGGUGCGCAUAGUGGUCGAGGUUUAGGAAAUAAGUUUUUAGAUGAUUUGAGACAUGCAGAUGCUUUGAUUCAUGUUGUCGACGUGAGUGGAACGACUGACGCGGAGGGGAAGAACACCCGAGGGUACGAUCCAUUGCAGGACAUUGUGUGGUUACAGGAUGAAAUUAGGUUGUGGAUUGAGGGGAAUUUGCAUAAGAGAUGGGGGUCCAUCGUCCGAAAACAUACUGCGACCAAGUCCAGUGCUGUAGAUACGUUGCAGCAGCAGUUCGGUGGGUACGGUUCACAUGCGCCAAUGAUUCAAAGAGCUUUAGGUAGAAUUCCUGGCUUACCACCUUUGGAACAAUGGGAUAAUGAAUGGAUCACUGAAGUUGUUAAGUCGUUCAUGCAAGAGAAGUUCCCCACUGUGUUGGCUUUGAACAAGAUGGAUCAUCCAGAUGCGGAUAAAAACGUUAGUAAGAUUAUGUUGAAAUACCCUGACGUUAAAUGUGUCCUAACAAGUGCCAUCACCGAAGUUUUCCUCCGUAAAUUGAAGAAACAAGGGUUCAUACGUUACGAAGAAGGCACAGAAUUUGUUGAUACGUUUGAAGAUGACGAUACGUUAAAACCGUUAGAUGAGAAACUGAUACAGAGAAUUGAAGUUAUACGAGACCUUGUACUAUACAGAUUCGGUUCUACAGGUGUCGUUCAAGUAUUACAGGCAGCUGCAAGUACUUUAAAUUUGAUCCCGGUGUACACGGUACGCAACAUCCAUACCUUCGCUGGUGGGAACGGUGAAAAUGUGUUCCGCGAUUGUUUUCUGGUCAAGAAGGGGACUACGGUAGGGAAAGUUGCUACUUACAUUAUGGGUGACGUCACUGUAGCUGCUAUUGAAACUGUUGGUGGUAUCAGGGUCAGUGAAGAUGAUAAGGUGGACGAAGGUGUUAACGAUAUCUUGACAUUCAAACUUGCACCAAAGAGUAAGUAA